GAUUACACACACCAUUGUAUAUUAUACAUAGUUUCUUUAUUUAAUAAAUAUAUAUUUUGUUACUUCUUAUCUCCACGUGUCUCCCUUUUGUUACGGGCUUUGAGCCGGUUCGUGACAAGUGGGGGCUCAUCCGGGAUAAUUGAACGGAUUGGUUUGGGAGAACGUGGAGGUACGUGUUUGGUUUACAUAUUUGGUUUGAGUUUGAUAGGCCUAGUAUUGGUUGCCUUUGUUGUUUGGUUUGUGUGCUGCGUUGGAGAGAGAGUAUAAUGGUUAGUUUCCAGGCCCUGCCCAGCCUGGAAACUCUUGUUCUACUUUCUGUUGGGACAUCGGUCUGAGGAGGUGAGUAAUCGGCUGUGUACCUCAGUGGGAGAUUUGGUAGGGUAGUGGAAUUUACUACCCGGAGCUAUAGCCUUUUACCCCUGAUAGGCUUAGUGACGUGUUUCAUUUUUGGAAUAUGUUGGGCAUGGUUAAUGUUUGUUAUUUUUGUGUGGUGUCUGUGGACUGAGCAGUUGUCUCGGGGGCACAUCCGUGGCUUGGUGGAAUCUGCCAGCGUGCUGGGGGGUUUAUUACCUUGCCAGCGGGCUACAGUGCGUAAAUACCCACCGCAAAUCCGCACGAAGACUAGGGUUGAGUUAUAGUAGGUUUUGGGGAAGCUCCUUAUCUCCUCUCUCUUCUGUGGUGCUCAGGGUGAUUGUCAUUUCUUGAGUUGUGGUCUGGUGUGCUCAGCAGAGGGGAAGAGUGAGAAUUUUUUUUUGUAACUAUGGCGUCUUUUGUAGAUGAGUUCAUUCGCUUUCCAUCAGAGGAAUUGUUAGAAUUAGGUACUAAAGAACAGCUGUUGAAAAUCGCCGAAUACUACAAGGUUGAAAUUAGUGAUAAACGUUUAAAGAAUUCUAUUAGGUUGAUAUUGAAGGCCAAUCUGAUGGAGAGUGGUGUUCUUGAAGUUACCACUGGGCCAGCCUCUGCUGAGGAGUCAUCUCCCCGUAACGUUACAAUGGCCAUUCCAUCGGUUAGUCCUAGUAGUCUUCUUUUUGAACAGCAGAAAGAACUGCUUCUGUUACAGCUGGAGCAUGAUCGGCAGCAUGAUCGUGAGAAGCUAAAUCAUGAUCGUGUAAAGUAUGAAAGGGAAUUAGCAUUUAAACAAGAUAUGGAGAUGGCUAAAAUCAAGUUGCAACAAGAACGGAUAGAGUUGAUUAGGGAAGGAAAGAUUUCAGGGGAGAGUUUGUUCUGGGAAGGUGACCAAGAGUUACCUAGGGGUCGUUCCUCUUUUGGUCGUGCCCCGGACACAUUUGAUAUUGUUGGGAACUUACGGUUAUUGCCUCAGUUUAAUGAAAAGGACCCUGAGACAUUCUUUUUGUUGUUUGAGCGUGUUGCUGACGCUAGGAGUUGGCCUGAUUCUGACCGCACCUUAAUGUUGCAGUGUGUACUGACUGGUAAAGCGCAGGAAGCAUAUUCAGCUCUUAGUGUACACGACAGUACCUGUUAUGAUAAGGUUAAAAUGGCUGUGUUGCAGAUUUAUGAAUUGGUCCCUGAGGCUUACCGCCAACGAUUUAGAACUUUAAAAAGGGAUGAUCAACAGACUCAUGUGGAGUUUGCGCGACAAUUAUCUGUACAGUUUAAUCGCUGGUGUUCUGCCUCUGCAGUUGUGACUUUCCAAGGGCUGUGUGAUCUGAUUAUGUUAGAGCAAUUUAAGGACACAAUCCCUGAUCGUAUUGCCACGUAUAUUAACGAACGAAAAGUAAAGAAUGUCGUUGAAGCAGCGGUUUUGGCGGAUGAGUAUAUGUUAACUCACAAAAGAGUCUUUGCAGAGCCCCGUAUUCGGAAUGAGUGGGGGCGUUCGGAUAGAUUUGGGCUUCGCUCACCGAGAUACUUUGGUUCACGGGCAGAGUUCAAUUCAACUAGGGUUGAGCCUGAAUCCCGUGGAAGAGCUGACUUUGGGCAAGAGUGUCAUUACUGUCAUGAUUCAGGUCAUUGGAAAAACGAAUGUCCGGUUCUCAGGGAAAAGGACAAAUUCAGUACGCGUGAUUACGUUAAAUCUAAGCCUACGGCGUUAGCUGCGCCUGUUUCACAUCAGUUCACUCAUGACACAUGGUCUCAGGGGCAGGUGAAAGUCCAUAUUCACUCAGGCUAUUUACCUUUCAUUACGGAAGGUUUUGUGUCUAUAUUAGGGAGUAAGGAAUUGGUGCCAGUGAAGAUCUUGAGAGACACAGGUGCCUCCGAAUCGUUUGUGUUGGAGUCUGUGUUACCCUUUUCAGCUGAGACUGAUUCGGGGAAGAGUGUUCUAAUUAGGGGGAUAGGUUUGAACACUCUUUCAGUUCCAUUACAUAAAAUGAUGUUGGAUUGUGGGCUGGUAAAAGGUGAGGUUGUUGUGGGGGUGCGUCCUUCGUUGCCUAUUGAGGGUGUUGACGUUGUUCUUGGGAAUAACUUGGCUGGUGAUCGUGUAUGGCCUGUCGUGUUUCCAUCUCGAGUUGUUCCCAUAAAGCCGUCAGUUGUUGAGAUUCCAGAUGAGAGUGUACAGAGCUCCCCAGGGAUGUUCCGUGCGUGUGCAGUGAUGAGUUCUAUGAGUCGUGGCGAACUGGUCACUGUGCCGACUGAUGAGAAUACCACAAAGAAGUAUGCCACUGCUUUCCCUGUUAUUCCGUUGUCUGUUACCCACUCAGAUCUAGUCAGUGCGCAGCGGACUGACCCCACAUUGGAAGAGUUGCGUGACCAAAUUGUGCCUGUGGAACAGUUGGGAGAUGUCACCCAUUGCUAUUUUCUCAAAGAGGAUGUCCUGAUGAGAAAGUGGGUGUCUCAUGGUAGUCGUUUUCUGGGGGAGGCGAUUAGUCAGGUUGUGGUACCAGUAAAGCUUCGUGAGUUGGUUUUGACAACUUCUCACAAUGGUGUUGCUGGACAUAUGGGUGUGAGGAAAACAUACCAUCGCAUAUUACGACAUUUCUUUUGGCCUAGAUUAAAGAGGGAUGUCUCUGAUUUCAUCAAAACUUGUCACACCUGUCAAUUACCUGGUAAACCUAAUCAAGCUAUUAAGACGGUACCACGGUUUCCUACUCCUGUACUCAGCCAACCUUUUGAGUAUUCGAUCAUUGACUGUGUGGGUCCUUGGCCUCGUACAAAAAAAAAAAAAAAAAAAAAGGUUGUAGCUGAUGUGGUCUCGUGCGCCCUCUUCCUGAAUGUUUGUAUGGUCAGGUUCUGUCUUUCCUGUCUAUUCCGUCCUGGUCUGGGGAGCCUUCUUUCCUCUUAAAAGUUGCUUCCUAUGCACUAAUGUUGCUGAGGUCUGGGGUGUCUUCUUUUCUCUUAAAUGUUGCUUCCUAUGUAUUAAGGUUGCUGAGGUCUGGGGAGUCUUCUUUCCUCUUAAAGGUUGCUUCCCGUGCACAAAGGUUGCUGAGGUCUGGAGAGGAGAUUGGCUGGGGCAAAUUUGGAAGAGGGAACACGUACCCCUCAUAAAUUUGGGACGCAAGUGCUGUGUCAGUUUGGGACGCAGAGGGCGGUAUGUUGUUCCGGGGUCCUUGUUGGUCCCCGGUUUUAUGGGGGGGAAUGUGACGACCCUCCCACUCUGUCUACCGGUUUCUCUCUCUUUGCUCUUGUUUCCUUAUUAGGAUGCCGGUGGGCGGAGUUGGGAGGGUCGUCAGCUACAUGGGAAACACCUGGGCCCACUCUCCCAGGAUAAAAUCACAACUUCCCCAUUCAUCAAGGAGACUCUCUCCAUACAGACACUUUGAUAGUUUUUGUUGCGUUUGGUUGUGCUUUUUGGUUGUUUGUUUUAGCAUCUUUCAACACCUUGCAUUAUCACAUUCAUCCAUGCAAAACAUUCACUUACACUACUGAUUACUGAUUACACACACCAUUGUAUAUUAUACAUAGUUUCUUUAUUUAAUAAAUAUAUAUUUUGUUA
This is a messenger RNA of Salvelinus fontinalis (brook trout), 3889 nucleotides long. RefSeq lists its product as uncharacterized. Lineage: Eukaryota; Metazoa; Chordata; Actinopteri; Salmoniformes; Salmonidae. Gene Ontology annotation, biological process: proteolysis. Gene Ontology annotation, molecular function: nucleic acid binding; zinc ion binding; aspartic-type endopeptidase activity. The record is from RefSeq and is a predicted model, not a curated record. The transcript has 2 exons. Bases 761 to 3238 code for a protein of 825 amino acids.